Pocillopora meandrina is the source of this 2350-nucleotide messenger RNA. NCBI's taxonomy places the organism in Eukaryota, Metazoa, Cnidaria, Anthozoa, Scleractinia, Pocilloporidae. The record is from the annotation of a GenBank genome assembly.
AUGGCGGAAUUUACCUUUACAGCUUACGUUUUUCAAGAAGAUGUUCGAAAGCUUAAAAGUGAGACUGGUUCCGCCGUACCAAAAAGUGGAAGUUUGUUCGGUCAGUGGACGAGUACGGGUAAUCCUGUAGUACAUUAUAUAGUACCUUCCGCGGUCUAUCGAGCUGACUCUGAGAGAUAUGGUACAAAGCUUUGGGAUGGCUACAGGCUGUGCCAUAUUGGAGAAUGGAGAUCAGUUAGAUCACUUAAAAGACAGACUGAAGACAGAAGACAUCUUCUAUCAAAUUUUAAAGGUGGAAACCCGAAAAGAUUUCUAGUUCUUGAUGUGGAUGUGACUGACGUAAAGCCUUACCUAUUUGAGGGCGGUACUCAGUGGAGAAGUGGAAAAUUGGAAUCCCUCGAAGGCGAAAACCCAUUUAAUCGCUCCGAUGUUGAUCCUCAGCAAUCAACAGGACAACAUAUCCAUCAGUCAUCGCAUCACCAAGGACAAUCCACCGCAGCACAAGGAAGGGAUUGGCUUCGGCCCCAGCCACAUCCUCAGCUGCAACCAGCAGAUACUAGAAAUUCUCAGUGGUACUCUGAUCCAAAGGGAAAUGAAAAACUGGGAAAGGCCUUGGAAGAAUUCAAGAAAAUUGCUUAUCAGAACCAAGUGGAAAUGAGCCGAGACAUCAAUACCCAGGAUAUCUCGAUGGCGUUCAAAGACCAGAAUGCCAUAAAGAGGUGGCAGGUCCAUUUUCCUUUCAAUUUUCCCCGUAUGGGAGCAGUUCUGAUUGAAAAUCCACACUUGCCAAGUAUGUGCAAGAAGCUUCAGCAGCCUACUUAUACUAAUGAAAACCAGGCAGUGAAGAAUAUGAUUUCCCAUAUCAAGCGGUCAUCUUUCCUAUGAAGUUAAUUUUCCAGAGAGAAGAUAUGAAAGGAACUGAUAAGAACUGAUAAUAAUAUCUAUUACAUUCUAGACAGUCAACUUUUGAUUUUCAAUUUCUAACUGUGAUUCGAUUUCUGGAGUUAGUCCUGGUCCAAAUCGGAUUACCUUACCCAUAAUGAGAAUGUGUAACUAAGCUUGGCCAGAUAGGAGCCCAGAGUUAAAAAAUUAGACAAGUUUGUGUCUGAUUUUCUUUUUAAUAGGGAUACACACUUAGCGAGCUGGAGUUGAGACAAUCUGUAAAGGUUGCACAUAGUAGAUUUAAGAUAUCAAAUAAAUUAAACGGUUAUUUUCGCUUGUUGAUGAAGUUUCUUGGAUGUUUGAUUGUUUUAACGUUUCGAUCAGGCAACCCACGCCGUUCGCACGCGGCAAAGUAAUUCUCAGCAAUAACACGUUCACACUUACGCUUCUCCAGAUAUAAUUUAUAAUUCUUAAAGGUUUUCGCUUCUAAUAUGCGCUAUUUAUUACUCUAUUUUAGGCUAAAUCUGUUUUAAUGAAAAACAGCAAAUCCUAUAAAAAUAUCAUCUUAUUUUUAAUUAAAUAACAUCAGAUUACUGAAUUGGAUGUUCCGGUCUCUCUCUCUCUCUCUCUCUCUCUCUCUCUCUCUCUCUUUGGCUGUUCUCUGCCAGCUCUCAGUUCCCAAAUAAGAUCAGCACAACGCCAUUUGUUGUCAAUCAUCGCUAAUGAUGCUCGGCAGUUUCCCCUCAUUCGCUUGAAGAUUACAACUUAUUUUUCCUUUAGGAAAAUAGUUUUACAGUGAUUCACAACAGAAGUCUUUUUAAAAUAAAUACGUUUUCCUAUUGUUAGCUUCAGAUGCUUCACAGUAUGAAUGUCUCUCGCUCACUUUUACAAAUCAAAGUCGGUCAGAACUGAACCCAGCAGUAGCCAUAUACAAUUAUGCAAAGUUCUUGCUCCUAACAAAGACUAAAAUAAGAGGUCCACCGGAAAUCAUCAAUUCUCCAUUUGGUUGCGUGGAAACUCUUCAACAACAUCACUAAGCAGGGUCAAAGACAUGAAACAAUCUCUUGCUUCCUUCACGGUAAAGCUGAAAAAUCCACCAGAUCCUUGUUUGUUCAUGUCCACAGCUAUAGCUUUAUCAUUUGCUGGUCUUGAAGUGCAAAGCUUUCCUGUAGCAGGGUCGAAGAACAAGCUUUCUUUGUUUGUCAUGUUCUCCAUCUUUGUGCUUUUAUCGGCGUUUUAAGAGCUUAAUGCUAUGACAAGGCUGUAAGCUGAUGUUCUCCUCGAUUUCCUCUGGUAGCCUGGAUUACUGAUGAAAACCUUACUGACUACACACAAGCCAACAACGAGCUAGUGAAUGUAUGUUUGAUCGGGGAUCUCAAUCAAUUUCUCGAAGAUGCCUUGCUUGUCCUAAUGUUGUAUCUCGCGUCGACUAGAUUCUAAGAAACAUCGGAACUGACCGUCAAUAUCC